ACAACUUCUCCCCCUGAGAGGCUGGACUGGGAGCAGCAGCAGAAGCGGCGCUCAUGCUGAGGCUCUGGGCUGCAGCGAGGAUCCCAGCAGGACUAGAUUUACUGCUAAUCCAGCAUAAGGAGUGUGCAGGGACAAGCUGCUGGACUGUGGAGCUUUACUUUCUGUUUUCAUUUUCUGACAGAGCUGUUGAGAAGUUUGCGUUCCCGGCCUCUCUGAGGAUGUGACGAUGCCAUCUUUGAGGGCUCGCUGAGAGAGAACCUGUUUGAGCUGAACGUUUCAUGGCCAAAUGUAGAGUGAGGGUGGCCGACGAGAAGCAGUGUAACGGGACCAUGUCGGCCACGCAAGGGAUGAACCGCAGCGGGGUCUACAACUACUUCCUCAACAUGGUGGCCUAUCAGAUCUGUUGUUGCUGUGGGCCGGCUCCCUGCUCGCUCUGCUGUGCCUUCUGUCCUCCGGUCAAAUCGUCCACCAGCACGCGGGUCAUGUACACGCUGUUCCACAUCAUGAGCUGUGCCGUGUCCUGCCUCAUGCUGUCCCAAACCGUCUCUGAGCUCGUCAGGGAAAACGUGCCUUUCCUAAACGUGGUGUGUGACCAGGCACACGGCGGGGGACACUGUGAGAUGCUGGUGGGAUACUCAGCCGUCUACAGAGUCUGCUUCGGCACUUCUUGUUUCUACCUGAUGAUGGCGAUCUUCCUCAUCGACGUGAAGUCCAGUCAGGACUUCAGAGCGCUCAUACACAACGGUUUCUGGUUCCUGAAGUUCAUCACGCUGCUGGGGACGUGUACCGCUGCCUUCUUCAUCCCAACAGAGUCCUUCCUGCACGCUUGGCAUUAUGUUGGUGUGGUGGGAGGAUUUGCCUUCAUCCUCAUCCAACUCAUCCUCAUCACGGCUUUCGCUCACACCUGGAACAAGAACUGGUUAACCGGAGCGGCCGAGAACAAGCGCUGGUACCUGGCGGUGACGUGUGCCACCCUCUUCUUCUACACAAUCGCCACCAUGGCCUUCACCUUCAUGUACAAGUACUACACGCACCCCGUCGCCUGCCAGUUCAACAAGGCCCUGCUGUGGAUCAACCUGGGCCUCUGCGGCCUCAUGUCCUUCAUAGCCGUCACGCCGUGCGUGAAGCAGAAGCAGCCUCGCUCAGGACUCCUCCAGGCCUCCAUCAUCAGCUGUUACGUCAUGUACCUGACGUUCUCGGCGCUGUCCAGCCGCCCGCCGGAGAAAAUUGUCUAUCAGGGCAUGAACAUGACCGUCUGCUACCCGAGCGUGGCACAAGACGGCAUCCAGAACGAAGGCAACGCUGUGGCUAUAAUCGGAGCGUUCAUCAUGUACUGCUGCGUCCUCUUUGCAUGUAAUGAAGCGUCCUACCUGGCGGAGGUGUUCGGCCCCUUCUGGAUGAUCAAAGUCUACCGUUACGAGUUCCAGAAAGCAACCUGCUGCUUCUGCUGCCCGGAGGAGGAAGAAGCCGAGGAGGAGUUUGUGACUGACGAGGAGAACAAAGGCUGUCAGCAGGUUAUCCACAACGAGACCCAGAGAGUGGCGUACAGCUACUUCUUCUUCCACUUUGUCUUCUUCUUGGCGUCGCUGUACGUCAUGAUGACCCUCACGAACUGGUUCAGCUACGAGUCCGCCGUGUUGGAGACCACCUUCACUCACGGCAGCUGGUCUACGUUCUGGGUGAAGAUGUCUUCGUGUUGGGCCUGUGUGAUCCUGUACCUGUGGCUGCUCCUGGGUCCUCUGUGCAGCUGUCAGACUGAGUCCAGACCGCGACGCUCACGCAUCAAACGCCGCUCAGCCUCGUCCCGCCACGUCUCCGUCAGCGUCUGAUUCUCUCUGCAGGCGGCCGGCCAGGAAGAAGGCGGGCAGGGCGCGAUGUUGACAAGACGUCAGAGCUCCCCCUGAUACAAGAGGGUGGAUCUCACAGGGGUCAAGGGUCAAGGACUCACAGUGCUGUGAGAUGGACCAAUCAGAGGGCUUAGUGACCUGCCGAUGUAUCCAGACCUGAUGUCACAGGCUGGAAACCAUGAAGACAAACCAGAAACAAGGACCUGGAUGUUUUAUAGAAACACACUUACAGUAUGAAUUGCCAAAGGGAUCAGGAGGAGGGAGCUUUCUCUCUGUCUGAUGUGGGAAUCACAGUAAGUAGGUGUAAAAACGGGAACAUUUAUGAAGUUUAUUCUUUAAUUUUAGUCAUAUUUGAAAUCAAUGUUUAGAUUUUUAUAUCAUAACAGAGGAGGAAUUCUAAAUAUUUGCUUUUAUACUGCAGCACGUU
Notolabrus celidotus (New Zealand spotty) is the source of this 2274-nucleotide messenger RNA. RefSeq names its product serine incorporator 4 (gene serinc4). Gene Ontology annotation, cellular component: membrane. NCBI's taxonomy places the organism in Eukaryota, Metazoa, Chordata, Actinopteri, Labriformes, Labridae. The record is from RefSeq and is a predicted model, not a curated record. Bases 279 to 1829 code for a protein of 516 amino acids. The transcript is spliced from 11 exons.